This is a messenger RNA of Chaetomium strumarium, 2408 nucleotides long. Its product is annotated as fungal-specific transcription factor domain-containing protein. The transcript has a single exon. Bases 108 to 2015 code for a protein of 635 amino acids. NCBI's taxonomy places the organism in Eukaryota, Fungi, Ascomycota, Sordariomycetes, Sordariales, Chaetomiaceae. Gene Ontology annotation, molecular function: DNA-binding transcription factor activity, RNA polymerase II-specific; zinc ion binding. Gene Ontology annotation, biological process: regulation of DNA-templated transcription. The record is from RefSeq and is a predicted model, not a curated record.
UUAACCUCCACCAAGCAGCAUCUCACAGUACUCUCUGACACCAAACUUGCGCGCAAUCCAUAUAUGCUUGGUGCCACCAUCUGUAUGUAUCAGAACUGAGAGAUUCCAUGGCGACGAAAAUAAGAAGUUCCGGCGGAUGCUGGACGUGUCGCCUCCGACGCAAGAAAUGUGACGAGGAACGGCCGCUCUGCAAGGGGUGCCUUGCCCUAGAAAUCGACUGCCUGUACAGCGAGGAGAAACCGGACUGGAUGGAUGGCGGCGAGAAGCAGAAGCAGAGGGCCGAAUGGCUCAAGAAGGAAGUCAAACGCAAGGCUGCCCAUCGGCGCGAGCUCCGCUUCCUCCAGGGCUUGGAGGUCCGGCUCGAAUCUCUCGACGCCUCGCUGACCGAUGACAGCGAUACCCCGGCGCCUAAGAACCUGGUCAACACGGUGCCGGUGUCUGCCCGUCUGUCGGAUUCGUCGACGCCGCGCCAUGGAACCCUUGAUACCACGCCCAACUCGGCGUCUCACGGUGCCACUCCGCCGUCGGAUACUUCUGUGUCCGUGCCGUCUCCAGAUGAUGGGCGCUCCGGCAGACUGCCUUCGCCCAGCUUGGACCUGAGGCCGACCUUGUCCCAGGAGGAGGAAGCGCAUUCCGCCAUGAUGUACCUGGAUUACGUCUUCCCCUUCCUCUUUCCCUAUUAUCGACCUUCGUUUGCCGAUGUCGGUCGGGGAUGGCUUCUGGUCCUUCUCACCAAGAACAAGGCGCUCUUCCACUCUGCUUUGAGCCUGGCGGGCUACUUCUAUGGCAUCGUACUCGGCCAUAUCCAAGACGCGCCCCGGGCGUGUCAUGAUCAUAAUGCGGAAGUACUCCACGAACGACAGGGACUGGCCCUUCAGUGGCUGCAGCUUGAGAUGCAGGACAUCAUCACCCGAGGCGUCAAGGGGAAUCUCCGGGAGGCCAACCGCGUAAUGGCGAGCAUCAUCCAACUCAUGACGUGUGAUGUCGCGAUUGCGAAGCCCGGCAACUGGGUUAUGCAUCUAAGUGCUGCAACGGAGCUCUUCAACGAGAUCAUGAAGCACCAUGCAGCAACACCGCACGGCACAAUUUGUUUCAUGGCCGUGCUUCUUCAGCUCGGGUCGCGCCCUUUUAGCUGGACGCCCAAGAGCCACCCCUGGGGUUCAGACCAGGCCACAUUGCGUUUCUUCACGGCCCAGCUUCUGUUCUUCGAUACGCUGGCCAGCACCGCGCUGCAACAGCCUCCACGGCUGCAACAAUGGCACCAGUAUUUGUUGACAACGCUUGAUGAUGAUGAGGAGACCAGGAGGCACUGGCCGGACAGCGAAAAGGAACAGACACUGCCGCACAUCAACCUCCAAGAAUUCCUCGGCGUGGAGAACUGGGUCAUUGCCUCGAUCGCCGAGAUAGCCACGCUUGACCACUGGAAAAAGGAGAUGAAGCGAGCCGGGUCCUUGUCUUUCACUCAGCUGCUUACACGCGCGGCACCAAUAGCGCAACGCCUGCGAACAUGUCUGCAGGCGCUUGAGGAGACCACCCGCACCGGACAGGGAGGUCCUGCGUCCGUGGAUGGGCCCCAACAUCUCCUGCAGUACUUUGCCGGAAGCUUUUCUCCUCAGCUGAUGCAUGGGGUAACCCUAAACACGCGCAUCUGGGCACAGGCGGCUCUUACCUACCUGAGCCUGGUCCUGUCCGGCUGGCAGCCCUCGUGUCCAGAGAUACAGCACUCGGUCGCGAAGACAAUCGACAUGCUGCAGAGCCUUCCCAGCCCGGACUGCCUGCGGACCCUCGUGUGGCCGUUCACCGUCACCGGCUGCUUGGCGAGCCGUUGUCAGGAGCAGAUAUUCCGGGACAUGGUCGACGGUAUGGGGCCGCUGAAAGUCUUUGGUACGAUCAGGGAAGGGUUUGCCAUCAUGUGCAGGGUGUGGGAGAACAGGGCAGAGAUCGACGAGCAUCCGGACCAGUGGGACCUUGCGGCCUGCCUCAACUGCCUGUCUCAGCCUGCUUUGCUGAUUUGAGUGGGAGUGAGUAAGUGUUAUGAGCAAUUUCCUCCUAGCAACGCCUGUAUGCCGUGCCCAUAGAGCGGAGGUAUGCCCACGACAUGAAAUCAGGUAUGUAUUUCACAUUAUAUUACCUCUGGAUGCAUUGUACCUCGCGCCCUUCCUUACUGACCUAGCUCCAGGUCAUCACCCAGCAUCAGCACUACUACUACACCACAUUGGACGGAUCAUAGGCUGCCUGCGGCCUAUCAAUCACACUGGCCAGUGCUCCCCACCACCCGCUCUGUGCGGGCUCCUCCUUCAGCUGUUGCCGUCCCGCGUUGCCCCUUUGGGCCACUGCCAGUGGUUUCGGCAUCAGUGACUCAUGUGGGCUGUUCAGGAUACCAGAUCCAGUCGGAGAAGGCUGGAGAU